UUUACGAAUGAUUUUGUCAUUCAAGUGAUUGUCAUUGUCAAAUUACGACGUUGCAAAUUGCAAUUUUGUGUUAUUUUUGUGUUUGUAAUUAGCGCAAAUUUUGUGAUAACAUAAUCAACAUCCUUUCAUUGUUUCCGUUUUAGGAUUUUGUUAUUUGUGACGCAUUAGCAAAAUACAUCCAGCUGCACCUCGUUUCGCUUAGUAUCGUGUUUGAUGGAUUAAAAAUAGUUUAAUGAAAUACAAUGACAUCAAAAUUGGAGAACAGUGAUGACGAGUCGUUCAUUAUCCUGGACCAGUCCCCUGGGUCUAGCCUCGGCAUGAAGUGUGACAGUCUUGAAAAUGGCGGUUGCAGAAUUGACAAGGAGCAUUUGCAGGAAGCCAUCGAGGACCUGCCUGGAGAAGUCAAUUUGGCGUUUAAAGCGCAUUUUAAAAUUGACGAUUGCCCGUCGCCAGCUAGCAUGAUGGUGGCCAGUACGAUAGUGACCGAUGAGGGCUCCACCGAAGAGUUGCAGAAACGUUUCGCUGAGAUAUUGGACGAGAACGUCAUACUGAAGUCCUCGCUGCAGCAAAACAAUGAUUCAAUGAAGCAGCAGUUCAUGCUGAUCAAGUCGUGUCAGGAGGAUAUGAUGAAAACACAUCUGAUGCAUAAGGAAAAGUUUGAAGAGACCAAAGAAUUAAUUGAGAGACUGCGUCAAGAAAACAAAAAGCUCAAGCAAGACGUCUCCCGUCUAAUGGAGAAGGAGGCGCUCGCCAACAAUGAGAGUGGUGACCAAGUGAAGUCAGGCCCGCCGUCGGCCGUGGAGUUCGUAGCUUCCCCCGACGACGACACCAUCAACAAACUCACUGCGCAGUUGGAACUCGUCGAGAAACAAAGGAGACAGGUUAUAGUGGACAACGAGAAGCUGACGUGGCAGAAGGAAUCGUUGGAGCACAUCGUGGACGCCACUUCCAAAGAGAGGGAUGAUAUCAAAGAGAAACUUAAAGACCUUGAGCUACAAAUGUCAAACAAAGAAUCAGAAUACAAUAUGGAGAUUGAUAAGCUGAAGUGUCACAUACAAGAUCUGCAAAACCAACUGGACGCUGUCAGCAACACUACGUACAUGUCGACAGAACAGAUAAGCCAGCGCGAUUCCACAAUACAGCAGCUGGAGGCGAAGGUGGCCAGUCUACAGACCAACCUCAAGAACGCACAGCUCAAGAUCAUGGAAAUGGAAAAUGUGAAGUUGGAGUACAGCAAAUACAAAUCUGAAGUGGCGAAGACUGUGAAAACUUACAAGGAUCAAGUGCAAGAGAUGCAUACGAGACUCACUGAAGCUACAACCACGAUGUUCCAACCAGUAAGUCUGUCGCUAGGCAGUGAAACUGACAGCACUGGUUCGAACAAUCUCAAAAUAUACAACAGGACGUUGAAACAUCUGAGUGAUCUACUGAACAAGUUAACGCAUGGGUUAUCAGAUAGUCUGGUGGAAACUCUAGGUGCUUCGGCCAGUUUGUGCGACCUAAAACUGGAUAAUACCAGUGUAGACCAGUUCAAAGCCGGCCUCGACGAGAUCAAACAACAGUUAGAGAGACAACAUAGCGACGCUCUGGGCAAUAUCGGUCAAGUGAGAGGCACACUAUCGAUAUUCGAAGGCAUAUUCAAGGACUACAACAAUCUCGUCGAUAAGUUGAAUCAGCAGCAACCACGCGCGCCGUCGUCGGACGCGGCGAUGCUGUCGGCGGCGCUGGCGGCGCGCGACAAGGAGCUGCGCGCGCUGCAGCUGCAGCUGCACACGCUGCGGGGGCAGAAGGAGGAUGUUGAACUGCUGCGCGCGCAGAUCGACGUCUACAAGAACGAUUUCGAAGAGGAACGCGAGGCGCGGGAGAGAAUAGCGGCGGAGAAGGACAACAUCCUCGCUGACCUACAGGGUCUGCAGAGACGGAACCAGGAUCUAAUGAAAGAGUUACAAGAAAUUCGAAAGGCGUCACGUCCGGCGUCCGCCGUCUCGACUUCCGGUGCCGGGGCCAGUAGAGUCGCCACUGAGAAUAGGGUUUACAAAUGUCCCAAAUGCAUGAGAUUCAAGACUCAAAUCUACGAAACGAUGCAGGAGCACUUGGACUUCUGCCUGGACGAUUGACGCUUAAGGAUGAUGAGCAGAGAAAGGUGGGAAGUAACUCCAAGCCAUUAAAAUAAGAAUUUAUUUGACAAGGUGUAAACGUCAUUGGAGCGAUUUACAGCAGUUCUUCAAUAAACGAUCCCAAUCUCAAUCUGCAAUCCGAUCCCGAAAACGAACCAAUCAAAAUAAUUCAUUUGUAAUCAUAGACGCAUAUUCUAUAGACACGAACGUUCAUAUAAACUACUUGUUUAAAAUCUGGAGUUAGAACUAAAGUUCGCUGCAGCGCUAAAACAUCAAUCGUCGUCUUACCAAUAUUUAAAUAUGCAGUGCUAAAGCGCUUUAAAUAGAGAAUAAGUAAAAUGGCAACCAAUGCCGGACUGCAGUACACUUCAGUUGAACACAGUGAGUGUUCGGAACGCCAGAUCUAGUACGUAGUAAAUACAUAUGUAUAGAUGUUUGUAAUUAUAUAAAAAAAAAACUUUGUACUUAUUGGUCCAUUUUUGAGAUAGAUCGAAAAAAGAGAUUGGGAUCGAUUAUUAAAAAAUGGCGGAUAGUAUGAAUGUAGAUAUAUGUAGUUAUGUCGAAAAUUGUAGUUACAGUUGAAAUGUAGUUUUUGAUAAUGGUUUACUGUGAUGCCUUUAAGAAACAUUUUUACUCGGAAUUGUGUUAAUGCAUUGUGUUUUGUGAAUUUAAAUGUAUUUCUUUUUAAAGUUACAUGUCAUUUAGAAAAUUGGGAUCUCCAUUAAAAAUUAAACAAUUGAUGAAUCAAAACAAUAAUUACAGUGGUCAAUGGUCAGAUAGCCCCUCAAAAUAAAUAAGUCUAAGUGAAUAAAAUUAUUGUUGUUGACCAUAUUUUAUGAUACAUUUUCACGGAUAUAGAUUAUGAUUAUUACAUCGUCACACAAUAAUGUUCCUUGUUUACACAUGUAGUAGAGUGUAAAUUUAUAUACAAGGACAUUUUGAUAUUGCGUUAUUAAAUAAAUACACAUAUUUCUCGAAAAUAACACCACGAUAAGUUACUAAAAUGUAGAUGUAAAAUAAAAGUGUGUUUGGAACAAAAUAAUUAUGUCAAUAAAAAGUAUUUUUUAUUUUACACAGUCUAAUGUCUUUCAUACUAGUCUAAAAAAGUAGUCGCAGUGGCAACUAUACACUUACAGUCAGAAAAAUACUCACAAACAUACCAUAUUCCCACUAAACUACAAUGUAACAAAAAUCAGAAAGUAUAUUUGGUCAAGAUAUUCAUUAUUCAUGCAUGAUUUUUGGGACAAUUUUACCAGAGGUAAUGACGAGUAUGUGGUUUUUAUUUAUUAACGCAAUAACAAAAUGACCCUGUACAAGCAUAGUUUAGCACCUUUUGCGGCCAUUAGAUACAAUUUCAAACGUCACGCACGAUUGUUUGCGAUAUUUUUAUUCACUUGUAACACUUUUAUAGUACGAUUAAAAAUCGACCAUUUCAAUAAGUAUUCCGUAAUAUAUAUUUCGGCUGCUCGCGACAUGAUUAUCGCGCAACAUUUUGCACCUGAAGUUCUAAGGCACUGCGUACUGCGAUUAAAAAACGCACGCCACCAGAAUACAGACGAGCGAUUUUUUAUUGCAGUCCGCGUUGAAUAAGCGAAUUUGUUUACAAUAGAUCUUAUUUACCUUAAAGUAUAUAUCUUGCCUUAAUGGUAACAUAUAGUGACUGUCAGAUUAGUAUAAAAAUAGUAUUUUACCACAACUUAUGACCGUAGGUUCAAAAUAUUUAGACAAACAAGUAUUGCGUCUAUUGCAAUGUAAAAUUUUAUGGAAGUCUUGAAACUUCCGCUAGCUAAUUUUCUGUGCCAUGUUCUUUAAUCACAUAUAAUAGAUAUUCUUAAGGCAAUGAAGGUUUUUCUCCACGACACUGUACGUAACACUUGGGAUCAAAUCAGAAAAACAGAUUAGUGACGAAAAUACUAAAUUCAAAAAUUGUAAUCAACCUUUGUACCUGGUUUAAUAACGUAAAUUAAGGUAAAUUUAAAUUUUGUUUAUGUGGCAUAUUGCAUACAUUGAACUAUCAAAAGUAUUAAAAUAUACCGUAAAAUAUUAACCCUAUGUGUUAACGUAUAAAGCUGUAUUUCAAUUAUCGAAAUUAGACUGUACCUUUAAGAGCUUUUUUUUUGUACCUCGCCCAAGGAGGAGCACCUCAUAGCUUUUGUACCUCAUGCCAGAACGGCAACAGAUGCUUAGCCAAUUUAAUAUAUAUUAACAAAACCUUAUAAGCAAUAAUUCGAGUGCUUUUACGUACGAUUAAAAUCCGCGAAGUUUUACAAACAUAGAUGUAGAAAAAUAUUACAUUAAUUCAUUUACUGUUACGUUUAUAUUAUGUAGAGUUAAAAUAUACAUUAAAUUUUAUACUUUGGUUACGGCAAAGUACCGUAGAAUAUUUAAAAAAGUGAUCCAAAAUCUAUAGGGGUUAUUUUACGCCAUAAAAAUUGUAUUUAGACUAAGGUCACACUACGGUUUUCCGCCUCAGACGAAUGGUUUGCGCUACCGCAAAAAAUCGCCGGUGCGUUCGUUUGUAUUAAUCUUUGGAUUACAAAACGACGCGCGGUUAAUCGUAGUGGAGCUUUAGAUUUUUUUAUAGUUACCACUUACCAGUAUCCGAUUAUAGCGUGCGUUAAAGUAUUAUAAGUCGAAAUUUCGGUAGUAUUAUGUACUUUAAUUAAUGUUUCCUUUUAUAUUGAUGUCGACUAUUAGACUGGUUUGGUAAUUCAGUUGUGAUGAUUCCAUUAAGCCUUAUAUAUUUUAAUAUGGGAUCUUCGCGUUCGUAUCAUCGUUAAAUUCGUUUUUAUUGUUUAUGUCUACGUACGAUAUAUAUAGUAGACUAAAGUCAUACAAUAUUAUAUUAUAUAUAAAUUUUAGUAAAAAUAAUGCAUAUAGUCACAUUAACUGCCUCUUUCUACAAUCGAUCCCAAUCGCUUUUAUCGAUCUAUCUCAAAAAUUGACCAAUCAGAACAAAGUGUUUUUGACAAGCUUACGAAUGACUCAUUUUGAUUGGUUCAUUCUCGGAGUCGGAUUGAAGAUUGAGAUUGGAAUCAUUUAUUGCAAAAGGCUGUAAGAGAUGAGUACGAAAUGGUGAAUUUCAAAUUAUAAAUUAGAGAAUAUAUUACAAAAAUGUAUUAUUAUUUCUAAACUAUGAGGAUUUAAAUUCAUAUUAUGAUUUUUCUUUCAAUUUCUAAAUUUGCUUAAGAUAAUUGAGUGUAACAUAUUUAUAAAUUUAUUUGAAUAAAUUUCAACUUGUAAAAACUUUGGAAGUGAGAUAUCUAUAUUUUGUUUAUAAUGCAUAUUUAUUUUAUUAAUAAAAUUGUUUCAUAUAUUUGGAAGAUUUAAUUUUGAUUUUCUGGUAUUAAAUUUUAAUGUAAUUCAGUUGAAAUAUAGAGUACUUUUUUUUUACGAAUAUACUUGCAUUUAUAUGGAAGAAUGUGUUAAAAAUAAAAAAUGAAUAUAAAUAAAUAUGCAUUUGCUCUUAGCGUCUACACAAUGUCAAAGAUUACCAAAAGUUAAGUAUGUAUCAUAUGUGAAAAUUUAUAUUAUGCUAGUGUAAAUUAUAUAUACUUAAAUAUAUCCGUAAUCCGUUUUGGAAACUGAAAUAAUAUUUUAAUCCGACAAUACCGUGUAAGUCAUCUCUAUAGUGUUUUAAAAAUCUAACAUGUCGGUUUGCCGUCUCACCGAACUAUGAGAGUGAAGGGACAGAGAGUGCUUGUGUAUUGCGCACACACUUGUGCACUAUAAUAUAUCCUGCGGUUGCUGAUCUCCGUUGAGAUUGGCCGCCGUGGCCGAAAUUCGGUCAGGAAGGAAUCAAAGAGCUAACAGUACGUCUCAUUUACGAGAUAAGAGUUAUCAAGACUAAUAUAAUUAUACGCAUGUAUAUGAAAUUGUUCUGAACGUAAUAUUUGUAGAAAAACUGCUUUAAAAAUAAAAUAUUCGACUUACACGGUAUUGAAAGCGAUGAAACGACUUUAAAUACUUCCUCUAAAACGUGAAUAUAAACCGACUGGAAGCUAUCAGUCUUACUUAUAAAACUUUCGCAAAGUUAUGCUUAGUUAAAACACAAAUUAACUCGAACACCUGUAAGUCAAAACCCGCCAUCUUGCCUGUUAAUAAGGUUUAAACUAGGAAACCGGUGAUGUUUUUGACAGCUAUUUAAGCAAUUCUUAAUCACCUCUUAACGCUAAAACAAGUUUAUAAGUAAGACUGUUAAUCUAAAUAUUUGUCACAUAAGUGGUAUAAAUGACACCUGUCAUAUGUCAAUUUCAAAUGUCAUGUUAAAAUUGCCAGUAUACAUAUCGGUUAUAUUGUUGCAAAUUUACGAUAUAUUACAUAGCAGAUAUAUAUACUUAGCAGAUAUGUAUAAAAUUGUGUAGUUAUUGUAUGUAUGUAUUUUCGGUUAGUUGUAAGAUAUUGAUUAUGAGUGUAUUAGUUUUGUGAUAUUUGAAUUUGAGUAUUUUUCAAACUUAUUACAUUUUAGUUUUGUUGGGUGUAAAUUAAAAACAAUAAUAUUAUGUAAAGGUAUUGUUUGUGAUAAGAUUUUCUUUUACUUUUACGUUAAGAGCUCGUCCUGUUAAAAAAUGUUAAAUCAAAAUCAGAAACAAAACUAACUUUACAAAUUCUUAUUCUCAUUAUGUUCUUUUGUGUGCAUAACAAAGUUUUUUCCGCUAUGAUAUACUUAAACAAAAAAAAACUCUAAAUAUUAAAUUUAAAAAAAAAUCCGUAUAAGUUUAAAAUUUGUAAAGUUGUUUUUGUUGCUGACUACGUGUUGUUAGUUAAAUCAUAUCCGUACGCAGCUUGAGUUUCACACUAAAUGAAAUACCCGAGUUGUGUUUUGUGAAUUACAUAUUCAGCAAUUGUAAUCAAAAUGUGGUCUAACAUGAAACCUCUGUGUGGAUCAGAUCUUAGUCCAACCAUAGAGAUCCAUUCACAAACAGAGGAAAAAAUGAAGUAAUUUGAAAAUGGAACGCCCAUAAUGCUGUAUAAAGAGAAAUAUAAUCUGUGUGCAAAGAAUUUCUUGCGUAAAUUUGACUGUGAUAAGCACAACUGUAAACAUUGUUUAAAAACAAUAUAUGUGUAUUAUUAAUAA
Messenger RNA from Manduca sexta (tobacco hornworm), 7194 nucleotides. It is a transcript of the gene key, whose product is annotated as optineurin. The record is from RefSeq and is a predicted model, not a curated record. Gene Ontology annotation, molecular function: K63-linked polyubiquitin modification-dependent protein binding. Gene Ontology annotation, cellular component: cytoplasm; nucleus. The transcript is spliced from 16 exons. Bases 243 to 2117 code for a protein of 624 amino acids. Gene Ontology annotation, biological process: regulation of canonical NF-kappaB signal transduction. Lineage: Eukaryota; Metazoa; Arthropoda; Insecta; Lepidoptera; Sphingidae.